CCCAGGAAGUGACUGCCCUGAUAUCAGGUAGGGGCGCGGGGUGCAGUAGAGUGUAAGCUCUGCUGGUUGGGGGCGGCCUCUUUUCCUGCAAUCUGAAGAAGAGGAUGUGAAGCCUGGAGAAAGGGCAAAGGUGAGAAGGACACAUUGUAACGACAUCCAGCGGUGAUACCCUGCAGAUCAUCACACCUCUGACCCCUCCAGAGAUCUGCAGAACAUCGCUCCAUCCUCUCUACCUCCUGACAGGAUGGCGUCUCCUGCCCGGCCUCUGACUGACCUGGACUUCGGCUCCGGGUGCCGCAUUGAGGAGCUGAAUAAACUGCUGGAGGAGCUGGAGCGGCGGGGCAGCGUCGGUCUGCAGGGGAAGGAGGUCGUCCAGAGCUGUGUCCAGGCCAAGGACCUCAUCUUCUCCCUCAUAGCGGAGGUCCAUCCCCUGCCGUCCCCCAGCACGUUCCUCCUCCUGGCGGGCGGCCUGUGCUCCGGAUCCCUGGACGUCUCUCCCACAGAUUUGGGGUCCCCCUCGCCCUUUGUCUGUCCCUCCGUUUCUUACACCCUCCUGGUGCCCGUUAUCCGCCUCCCAUCCACCAGCCUCCUUGAACAAUCCAGGCCAUGCUGCUGUCUCCUGCCCUCCUCCACCUGGGCGCUGGCCCCCUCCGCCUCACAUAUCUCCCCCCAUGAGGUGGCCCUGUGGUUCAGUGGGGCCCUCCUGUCGGUGGUGACCAGCCUCUGGGAGUCUCCUCUGCCCCUGUCCUUGGAGCGGGCCGAGCCCUGGGGUAACGGCCUCUCCGUCCUCCUUUCCACCCCCACUCUGUUCAUUCGCUUUGACCUUGUCCCUGUGGUCGAGGUCCAGGGUUGGCCCCCAGGGGCCCAGUACCUGGAUGACUGGGGAGUGGAGGAUGGACUACCUAAGGUCUUCCACCUCUUCCCCUGGGGUCCUGGUGGGCAGUGGAGGGUGGGCUUCCCUGGUGUGGAGCUGAACAUGAGGAGGUUCCUGCACCCUGCCCUCUCCCGGACCCUCAGAGGCUGUAACGCUGUCCUGGAGAACAUCCUGCAGGAGGAUGGGGCCCCGGGGCCCUAUGUGGUGUGGGUGACUAUCCUGCAGGCCUGUCAGAGGCUGCCGCGGGGCUACUUGAGUCAGGGCCACAAUGCAGCCUUGUGCUUUCUUGGGCUCCUGGAGGAGCUGUCCCGCUUGUUCCUGAGGGGGUCCUGUCCUAACCCCUUCCUGCCUGGAUGUGACCUCCUUCUGGGAGGCACCCGGGGGCCCCGCCUGGCACGACUCGUCUCCGAGGUCAGGGCCCACCCAGCCAGACACCUGCGGGCAGCGAUCAGAGAGGCCAAGGAGGUGGUGAAAGGGGGCGACAAGGGGGAGAAGGAGGAGGCCGAGGAGGAGAGAGGAUCGGGGUGCUACCCCAGCUAGUGCAUCGUCCUGUGUAGCAGGCUGAAGUCGUCACGGCUCUGGUGAUGUCACCUGUUACAUGGGACUGCCGGUGACAUCUACUACAUUAUCUGUACUCGGUUAUCUGUGGUGAUACAUGGGACUGCCGGUGACAUCUACUACAUUAUCUGUACUCGGUUAUCUGUGGUGAUACAUGGGACUGCCGGUGAAAUCAGCUACAUUACCUGUACUCCGUUAUCUGUGGUGUUACAUGGGACAGCCGGUGACAUCAGCUACCUGUACUCUGUUAUCUGUGGUGUUACAUGGGACUGCUGGUGACAUCUACUACAUUACCUGUACUCGGUUAUCUGUGGUGAUACAUGGGACUGCCGGUGACAUCAGCUACAUUACCUGUACUCCGUUAUCUGUGGUGUUACAUGGGACUGCCGGUGACAUAAGCUACAUUAUCUGUGGUGUUACAUGGGACUUUCGGUGACAUCUACUACAUUUAUCUGUACUUGGUUAUCUGUGGUGUUACAUGGGACUGCCGGUGACAUCAGCUACAUUACCUGUACUCUGUUAUCUGUGGUGUUACAUGGGACUGCUGGCCUCUGUUACAUGGGACUGCCGGUCUCUGUACUGGAGGAGUUCUCCCGCUGUACAUAUUAUCUUCAGAAAUUAAAUUCAGC
Messenger RNA from Bufo gargarizans (Asiatic toad), 2061 nucleotides. It is a transcript of the gene TMEM102, whose product is annotated as transmembrane protein 102. NCBI's taxonomy places the organism in Eukaryota, Metazoa, Chordata, Amphibia, Anura, Bufonidae. Bases 245 to 1414 code for a protein of 389 amino acids. The transcript is spliced from 3 exons. The record is from RefSeq and is a predicted model, not a curated record.